AAUUGGUAUCGCCAUUGUUGCAUUCAAUAUGAGUAGUUUCGAUCUGGUCACCCUGUAGAUAUAGUUCGUCCCAUAAGUAGAAUCCUUUAAGAUACCAUCAGUCUUGGUUUCCUUCUAUUGCCUAGUUUCAAUGCUGAGGCUUCAUGCACGACGAUGAUGGAAUAGUGAAGCCGCAUGUAAUUGAACCCGCUUUGUAUUACAGGUCAGAUUGAGUGCUAUGUUGAAGAAUACUGCCAGGUUGUUUUUGAAGAAAACAGAAUCUUUCAUUUGUUCAAGAUCGAUUGCAACUGUGUCGAUGGCACGAAAGAUCUCAAAGUUUAAUGUUGAAGGUGUCUACUUCCACAUGACUGCGAAGCUCUGCGAGCUGCCCAUCAAGCACUCUUCCCCAUCGACUAUGAGGACGCCUUCUACCAAGCUGCAGUCAGGGCAGAGCAAGGCAUCAUUUCGGUAGCUGCAGUGUACAGGAAUGGAUCUGAGGAGGAGCUAGCUGGGUUCCUGACAGCUCGAGUUUGCUGGUUGCGAGAGUGCAACACUACAGACAGAGUCCUGCUUGGCCUGAACAGCUCCCUAGUAGAUGGCUACAAUGCCCUCUACAUCUUGACUGUUGGGGUGCUAGAGCCACUCAGGCAUCGUGGCAUAGGAUCCAAGCUCUUGGCGGCAGUUUUGGAACAGGCGAAGGAGCGGUGUUGCCUCACUGUCUUCCUGCAUGUCAUAGACUACAAUACAGCCGCCAUCACUUUCUACCGGCGGAACUGCUUCC
Molecule: messenger RNA, 760 nt
Organism: Coccomyxa subellipsoidea C-169
Lineage: Eukaryota; Viridiplantae; Chlorophyta; Trebouxiophyceae; Coccomyxaceae
Exons: 2
Coding region: 218-451 (77 amino acids)
Source: RefSeq, a predicted model, not a curated record